CCUACUCCUCCACGCCAUGUCCGGUACAGCGGCGCCUCCCGUGCGCCAGUCCCUGCCAUGGCGGCUCGGCUCCGUGGCCGUCAUGAGUAGCGUCGGCUUCGUCUCAAGGGCCUUCCUCUACGGCCUCAACAAGGUCGAGGUCACUGGGCUGGACAACCUCCUCUCCACGCUCGAUCGCAGGCGGACCCAGUGCCGGGAUCGCGGCCUGCUGACCGUCUGCAACCACGUCGCCGUGUAAGUGAGCCGCUGUACUGCUUCCAUUUCGCGCGCGCGCGCGAGGGGCCGUGUUCGUAGCUUACGCGAUCGCGGCGCGCGUGCACAGGGUCGACGAUCCGCUCAUGUGGGGGAUCCUUCCUCUGCGCUACCAGACCGAUGUUCGGAACCUGCGAUGGAGCCUGGGCGCGCACGACAUAUGCUUCAAGAACAGCUUCUUCUCCACCUUCUUCAGCCUGGGUCAAGUGCUGCCAACUCGACGGCUAUGGCAUUCGCCCUUGGGCGGUCUCUACCAACCCACCAUGACCCAAGCAGUCCAGCUCCUAUCCGGUCCCUCUACCUCUCCUACUCCACCGAGCCUGACCUUCUCGACCGACGGCACCGACUCCUUCCCCGCCCCCGCCGCAUAUACCGCCAACCGCAACGCCUGGGUCCACGUCUUCCCAGAGGCGUGCUGCCACCAAAGCCCCGACAGCGGCCUUCGAUACUUCAAAUGGGGCGUUUCCCGGCUCAUUCUCGAGAGCGACCCCGCUCCCGAGUUCAUACCCAUGUUCAUCCACGGCACCCAGUCCAUCAUGCCCGAGGAUCGGGGUUUUCCGCGCUUCCUUCCUCGCAUAGGAAAGCGCUUCAGGGUCGUUAUCGGCGAGCCCACCGAUGUUGACCGCCUCUUUGGCGAGAAGAGAGCCGCCUGGAAGAAGCUGGUGGAGACGAGCAGCGCCGAGGACCUGCAGCAUGGGCCCGAGGCCGUGCAACUAAGGAUCGAAGUCGCCAGGUCUGUUCGCGACGAGAUCCAGAAGCUGCGCGAAAGUGCCGGGUUCCCGCAUGAAGAGGACGAGACGGCGGCACUCGCAGACACGUGGUCCAAAGAGCCCAGCAAGCGCAAGUUUAAGAGUCCCGUCGACGGCAGUCUCGUCAACAGACACUGAGCGACACGUAAAUAUAACAAGACAACCGCUGCAGGCCCGCUACUGGCGCCCUAGGCGUGCAUUAACUGACCUCCGGUUGCAACACCAAGUACAUGAGCCGCGCGCUCAGACAUUAUGCUCUAUGGCCCUUACGCUAAACAAAAAUGCACGCCUCCUUUCCAGUCUAACUGACAUGAACCACCAACUCCAAGGUGAGCAAUUCGUAAACAACAUUCGUCAAGACGAAGACGGUAGGGAGGCGUCAGUCAGCCGGCACCAACUGCACCACCCAAAG
Molecule: messenger RNA, 1413 nt
Organism: Purpureocillium takamizusanense
Lineage: Eukaryota; Fungi; Ascomycota; Sordariomycetes; Hypocreales; Ophiocordycipitaceae
Gene: TAZ1
Product: Lyso-phosphatidylcholine acyltransferase, variant 2
Exons: 2
Coding region: 339-1139 (266 amino acids)
Biological process (GO): cardiolipin acyl-chain remodeling; inner mitochondrial membrane organization
Cellular component (GO): mitochondrial membrane
Molecular function (GO): 1-acylglycerophosphocholine O-acyltransferase activity
Source: RefSeq, a predicted model, not a curated record